GAUGGGUGACCGCCAGGGGCCGCUGCCUCCGGUCCCCGGUGCCCCCGCCCCUCUCCAUUGGCCUUUGUUGCCGUCGGAGCGCCCCGUUUGACUCGUUCCCGUCCGCCCCCUGGGCCUGGCGGUCGCGCCUGCGCACUGGCAGCUGGCCGGGCGCUCGCAGGGGGAGCUGCUGCAGGCUCCGCGGCGGCGGCGGCAACGGAGGCUGCGGGGGCGGCGGCGCGAGCGGCCGGGCUUGGGGGGGCAGCCGAGCCCGGCCCGGGAGCCCAGGCAGCAAACGUGCGGGGUACCUAGGCCCCUCACGCUGGACUCCACAGUCUCCGGGCCGCCUGAUCUCCGCACGGGUAUAUGGGAUGGAAGCGGGACCCUCGGGAGCAGCUGCAGGUGCCUACCUGCCCCCCCUGCAGCAGGUGUUCCAGGCACCUCGCCGGCCUGGCAUUGGCACUGUGGGGAAGCCAAUCAAGCUCCUGGCCAAUUACUUUGAAGUGGACAUCCCUAAGAUUGACGUCUAUCACUACGAAGUGGAUAUCAAGCCAGAUAAGUGUCCUCGCAGAGUCAACCGGGAAGUGGUGGAAUACAUGGUCCAGCAUUUCAAGCCUCAGAUAUUUGGUGACCGCAAGCCCGUGUAUGAUGGAAAGAAGAACAUUUACACUGUCACAGCACUGCCCAUUGGCAAUGAACGGGUUGACUUUGAGGUGACAAUCCCUGGGGAAGGGAAGGAUCGAAUCUUCAAGGUCUCCAUCAAGUGGCUGGCCAUUGUGAGCUGGCGCAUGCUGCAUGAAGCCUUGGUCAGUGGCCAGAUCCCUGUUCCCCUGGAGUCUGUGCAAGCCCUGGAUGUAGCCAUGAGGCACCUGGCAUCCAUGAGGUACACCCCUGUGGGCCGCUCCUUCUUCUCACCGCCUGAGGGCUACUACCACCCGCUGGGGGGUGGGCGCGAGGUCUGGUUCGGCUUUCACCAGUCUGUGCGCCCUGCCAUGUGGAAGAUGAUGCUCAACAUUGAUGUCUCAGCCACUGCCUUCUACAAGGCACAGCCAGUGAUUGAGUUCAUGUGUGAGGUGCUCGACAUCAGGAACAUAGAUGAGCAGCCCAAAGCCCUCACGGACUCUCAGCGUGUGCGCUUCACCAAGGAGAUCAAGGGCCUGAAGGUGGAAGUGACCCACUGUGGACAAAUGAAGAGGAAAUACCGCGUGUGUAAUGUUACCCGCCGUCCUGCCAGCCAUCAGACGUUUCCUCUGCAGCUAGAGAGUGGACAGACUGUGGAGUGCACAGUGGCCCAGUAUUUCAAGCAGAAAUAUAACCUGCAGCUCAAGUAUCCCCACCUGCCUUGCCUGCAAGUUGGCCAGGAACAAAAGCAUACCUACCUGCCCCUAGAGGUCUGUAACAUUGUGGCUGGGCAGCGCUGCAUUAAGAAGCUGACUGACAACCAGACUUCAACCAUGAUAAAGGCUACAGCUAGAUCGGCCCCAGACAGACAAGAGGAGAUUAGCCGCCUGAUGAAGAAUGCCAGCUACAACCUAGAUCCGUACAUCCAGGAGUUUGGGAUCAAGGUGAAGGAUGACAUGACGGAGGUGACGGGACGAGUGCUGCCGGCGCCCAUCUUGCAGUAUGGCGGCCGGGUGAGCAGGAACCGGGCCAUUGCCACACCCAAUCAGGGUGUCUGGGACAUGCGGGGGAAACAGUUCUACAACGGCAUUGAGAUCAAAGUCUGGGCCAUCGCCUGCUUCGCACCCCAAAAACAGUGUCGAGAAGAAGUGCUCAAGAACUUCACGGACCAGCUGCGGAAGAUUUCCAAGGACGCAGGGAUGCCCAUCCAGGGCCAGCCUUGCUUCUGCAAAUACGCGCAGGGGGCAGACAGUGUGGAGCCCAUGUUCCGGCAUCUCAAGAACACCUACUCAGGGCUGCAGCUCAUUAUCGUCAUCCUGCCCGGGAAGACGCCAGUGUAUGCUGAAGUGAAACGUGUUGGAGAUACUCUGUUGGGAAUGGCUACACAGUGUGUGCAAGUGAAGAACGUGGUCAAGACCUCGCCUCAGACUCUGUCUAACCUUUGCCUGAAGAUCAAUGUCAAACUUGGUGGCAUUAACAACAUCCUAGUCCCACACCAGCGCUCUGCAGUCUUUCAACAACCAGUGAUAUUCCUGGGAGCAGAUGUUACACACCCACCAGCAGGGGAUGGGAAAAAACCUUCCAUCACAGCAGUGGUAGGCAGCAUGGAUGCCCACCCCAGCCGUUACUGUGCUACUGUGCGGGUGCAGAGACCACGGCAGGAGAUCAUUGAAGACUUAUCCUACAUGGUACGUGAGCUGCUCAUCCAGUUCUACAAGUCCACACGCUUCAAGCCUACCCGCAUCAUCUUCUACCGAGAUGGGGUUCCUGAAGGCCAGCUUCCCCAGAUCCUCCACUAUGAGCUGCUGGCCAUUCGUGAUGCCUGCAUCAAACUGGAAAAGGACUACCAGCCCGGAAUCACUUAUAUUGUGGUGCAGAAACGCCAUCACACCCGCCUUUUUUGUGCUGACAAGAAUGAGCGAAUUGGGAAGAGUGGUAACAUCCCAGCUGGGACCACUGUGGACACCAACAUCACCCACCCAUUUGAGUUUGACUUCUAUCUGUGCAGCCACGCAGGCAUCCAGGGCACCAGCCGACCAUCCCAUUACUAUGUCCUUUGGGAUGACAACCGUUUCACAGCGGAUGAGCUCCAGAUCUUGACGUACCAGCUGUGCCACACUUAUGUACGAUGCACACGCUCCGUCUCAAUUCCAGCACCUGCCUACUAUGCCCGCUUGGUGGCUUUCCGGGCACGAUACCACCUAGUGGACAAAGAGCAUGACAGUGGAGAGGGGAGCCACAUAUCGGGGCAGAGCAAUGGGCGGGACCCCCAGGCCCUGGCCAAAGCCGUGCAGGUUCACCAGGAUACUCUGCGCACCAUGUACUUCGCUUGAAGGCAGAACGCUGUUACCUCACUGGAUAGAAGAAAGCUUUCCAAGCCCCAAGAGCUGUGCCGCCCAAAUCCAGAGGAAGCAGGGAGGAGGGAGGUGGGGUAGGGAGGAAUGCAGAAGGCCCUGUUUCCUUCCGCAGAGGGGGCAAAAGGGUGGGGAACAGGGCCAGUAAGCCAGACCACCAGCCAGAAAUCUCUGAUAUUCACCUCAUGCCCUCAACCCCUCACCCCAUCUUGUCCCAUCUGGCCCUGAACCCACUGGACCAAGAGAGGCAGCAGCGGUGCCCACCAUACACACAGUGUCCCAUGUGACUCACAGUGCUAAAGACUCAUGCCUGACAGCUUGGUAAGGUCGGCUCUGCAGCCCUGUGGACAAAAGCUGGUAGGUUUGGGUUUGAUACUUUAGAUGGAAGAGUGAGGGGCUUGAGAAAGUGGGUGGGAGGAGGGAAGGAUUUUUUAGGAGCCUUAAUCAGAAAAGGUCUAGAUUUGUUUAAGAAGAAAAACGAAAUCAGAUGCAGAUCAAUAUUUUAGGAUACUAGAUGUUUUAAUGGGUUGAGAAUCCAGCCUGUAGGAAGAUUUUUAAUGCUAAUGAUUUUGGUUGCCCCUCCCCCAGCUGCCACUCCCCUUUCCCUUAUUCCUCUUUCUCCACUUUUUCUACCCCACCUUACACCUGACAGACAUCCAGCCCCUAGUAAGACUUAAGGCACUAUGGCACUUAGCUCUGAAGUGACACGACCCUGUCUUCCUUCCGCCUGCUGGUGGGUAACCAGUGCCUUCCCUGUAAUGGUAAUGCUGCAGAACUGCAACCUUUUGUACCUUUUGGGGGGUGGGGGCGGGGUGGGGGUGGGAGAGGAGGUAGGUUGGGAUGAAAUACCCUGUACCCAACACGCCUCCAGCCAGAGCGCCAGCUAUUUUGCAUUUGAAGGAAUUGACUUCCAUAUUCAUUGAGCUUUUAAAAAGAUCACGACCUCAAGAUGGUUAAAAUCCAUUGACAUUUGCACUUUCAGACGUGACAAGUCUAGGAGCUGCUGAGAUGACUGGCCCCUGGCCACUUAUGUCUCCUUUCUUCUUGUCCCCGCUUUCUCCCCACCUGCCUGGGUCUGGAGUUAACUUUCAUAGCAUUUCUCACUCUUGGCUUCUUUUCCCUGAUGGUCAAGCCUCUUUAUGUUUCAAUAUUUUUUAACUGGGGUGACUUACAACAGAUGAUCUUUAGGUCUAAAAUAAGGGGGGAAAAAAAGCAAAAACUAAAUGUUAUUUUUAUACCAUAACCUGAGUCUGUUGCCAAAAUCUGGAAAUAAAUCCCUCCCAUGCCCAGUGAGUUUACAUCCCAGAAACAUUGAGCCAUCAAAGGAACUAUGUACCUGACUUGUUCUUUGGCCUGCUUUGGCUUGGCUCUGUAGGGUGUGGUUAUCUCCACAUGUGGGGCUCAGGCUCCACCUUUUGUGCACAUAAUACCUUUCUCUUGCUGCAGGCACCUCUGCUGCACUGCCCUGCACUCUUCCUGCAAGCGCGUCUCCUUCUCUGGACUAUCUUCUGAUGCUUGGCUUAUCCCAGAUUUCAGCGUGUCCUGUGGAUAGGCUGGGGGAUUUUGCUGCUCCCUAUUGCUUCUGUUUACACAAAUGACUUUUUCCUGAUUUCCCACUAGGGCAUGUGAGUGGAUGGCAUGGGCUUUUUUUUUCUCUUUUUUUCCUGUCUUCCUGGGUAGAGAUGGGGUUUGGCUGUCUUGCAGAACUGGAAAAGUAGGGGGUUCUAGCUUGGGGCCUGUUGGCCUUGAAGCAAGGCUUCCUCUUUCCUCGACUGUUCCUUUUUUCCUGUCCCACUGCUUGGGAUGAGGAGUUGCAGCUUCAGUGUGGAAAUUCCUCUUUUUGAGGAGCCUGGGCUUGGGUUUACCCCAAUCUGGUGAUGAAGCCAUGACUCUUUAGACCUAGCUCAGGCUCAAGGCCAGCCAGCAGAAGGUUGGUCUGAAUAUGGGCCUAUGCAGUAGAGCUACCAUUUCCCCUCCCCAGCAGCGCUUGUACAGACCCAGAUUUGCUAUGCAAAACAGUCUAUCCCAGGUUCUGUUCUGGUUGGCUACUUUGUUCAGCAACUUCACAAAACGUAGCACAAACAUUGAUUAUAGAGAAGGCAUCAGGACUGUUGAGUAACUCUUCCUAUACUUCUUUCCUACUGGCAACAGUAUGGGGUGCCCUGUGGGCACAGCCCAGCUGAAAACUGAAUGGAGGGCUCUGGGAGGAGGCAGCUCACUGGAGAGCCUACAUUCCUUACACAAGUGCCUAAGAGAGUGAUGCCAACACUCCCAUCUGCCCUGUCCAUCGCCUUCAUAUAUUGUCUACUUCGUGUUUAGUCACCCUUCAGGGAGGGGAGCUUUCUUGGGACAGUGGGCUCUGAGGGUUCUCUUCUCGGGUGCGUUUUGGGGCUGGGAUCAGGGCAGUAUUCCUGGAAGGUCCAGUCAUUCACCAGCAUUUGCAAAUGUCCAUUGAGAGCUGGUGGUAGCCACCUACUCUCAGCAACAAGUUUGUGUUCUCUCCUUUUUCUCUCUUUGCCUCACUCUCUCCAGUUGGGUCUUGAGCUGAGGCUUGGCAUUUUUUAGCCCUUAGGCAUUUACAUGCCAUUUAAUAAAUAAAAGAAACAGCUUGGGCAAUGGCAAGAACAUGACAUCUUGCUGUGAUUUUCUUUCUUUCUUUCUUUCUUUUUAUCUUUGAGACUUGAAAAACACCCUUAACCUUGAGGAUUCUUCUUCUUCGAAAGGUAGUGCAUGCAGAUUGAGAAGUGUUGGCAACAAGCUUGGCUUUCUUUGAUUUGGUUAAAGUGGUGCUUUGUCCUUAGGCUCAGAGGAAGUGGCUGGGGAGACCCUAGCCUCAUCCUCUUAGACAAGUCUCCUGGUCCCUUUGUUCUAUUCUUUUGCCUUCCUUUUCCUCCUCUCUCUUUCCCUGGCCUUGUUCUAUUUUUUUCUGUUCAUUCAGCUUGCUUGCUGGCCUGCCUGCCUAUCUGCCUAUGUGAUGAUGAAUUCUCUGCAUGGCUACAAUGAUCCCACUGUUAGCUGGCAAGGUCAGGCUUAGCUCCUUGGCUGCAGAAGACCAAGAAUCUGCUUCCCAAGCCUAGUGAUGUCCUUCCUGGGUUGGACCACCCUUAAACUUAUGUGAAGGUGUAGCAGAAGGCCUGCCCAUCUGGCAUGAAAUCAGGAAGGCUUCUGGCAACUUCCACAUCUGUCCACUCUUUGGAGUUGGUUUCUCUUGUUGCUUUUUCUAGAUCUGGUUUCAUUUCUCUCUACCUGGGGCUUCCCUUUUCUGAGGGUGUCCUAGCAUUGACCUUUUUGGCUAUCCAGGGUUGAAGGGUUAGGGGAUAGACGUGGGGGAAGGAGGGAUGGGAAGAGAAUGGAGAGAAUUUGGCUGAAACAUGGGAAAGGAGAGCCCUGCUCACUGAUCACUUUUCUAGUCCAGCCUGACUCAUUGGGGCCGAGGUGCUACUGCUGGCCUCUGGGGAUAAGCAUGAGGCUGUUGUUGCUAGGAACUUAGGAUUAAAUUAAUGUUGAAAAAGAAGGUAACUAAAAGUGUGAAACCUCCCUGAAAAGCUCCUGGUUCCCAUCUACUCAGUAGCUCCUUUAUAGCCUCCUCUUUGGCUAAGCAAUGAUGUUUUUGGAUAGUUUUCUUUUUCUGUCCAGAAUUCUGUAAAUGAUGCCAGCACAAUGGGCAGCCAAGGGGACGCAAUGAUUUCUCACCUGACCCAUAGGAUAUCUGCAAGGCUAGUGGGACAAUGUUUUAGACUUGGCAUUAUGUGUAACAAAGAAAGGUGAAUGAUCCUUCCCCUUCAGGGUAGAAAGUCAUCUCAAACUGACUAAGAUGCAGUUUUGGAAACUACAUCAGGGGGAAGUUAUUUUUAUUUAUAUUUGCUGGGCCACGGCCAAUCCUGGAUGGUAGCUGGGAUGCCUUCCUUCUUAAAAGUCUGAUCAUGGCAGGGUUAUGCAGGGCACUCUUUCCUCUUUGGCCUUCUAAGCUGAUCAGGGAGAAGGGAUUCUCUGGUUUUCUCUUCUCUCCCAUUUAUUAGGACUUGCCUUCUCCCUGGGCAGGGAGAGAGGCUAGGUUGGUGCUCUCCCCUUACUCUACUCCUACUGACUUAGAACCUCUGGCUGCUGUUUGGGAGCCCAAGAAAGGUGGUGGAGGCAGUGGGCUCAAAACAACAACAACAACAAAACAGAAAAAGUUGAGGAAAGGCAGAUUUCCUUCUUUAAAAGGAAAAUAGGAAACCCUCCAAGGAUUGUGCAAAUAAAGACAAUGUGUCAAAUGCACUGACUCCCCUGGUGUAGUAGCAAUAAGGAAAAAUGAAAUGACUUUCCUGUGCACACAGUCCAACCUGAUUGGUGUGUGAUGUUGCACUUAGCAGCCAUCUGGUGGGCAUGUGUGACUACUCUGGGUUUCACUUUAAUUUCUAAACUUUUUAUCCUCUCAAGUCCAGCAUGGAUGGGGAAAUGUCCCUGGAGCCCCACAGCUGUGUACUUGUUUGCAUUUGUUUCCCUAUGAGACUUGUGUUUGUGUCCUGCUUUGAGCUGUACCUUGUCCAGUCCAUUGUAAAAUUAUCCCAGCAGCUGUAAUGUACAGUUUCUUCUGAAGCAAGCAACAGCAGCAGCACAAUUCUGUGUUUUAUAAAGACAACAGUGGCUUCUAUUUCUAAAGUGCGGUCUCUCUCUCUUUUUUCUUAGCAAAGCAAACUGUUGGGAUUAAUUAUAUCUCUGAUAGAUUUUACAUUAGAAUAAUAGAUUGUGAGAAGAGCAGAAUCAUCACUUUCUAAAGGAGUAAAGUGGGUAAAACAAAUUCCAGAGUGUUGAAACUGCCAAUUAUAUGUAAUCAUUUCACAGGGUUUCCAUUUAUUCUUCAUUCAGCAAACUUGUAAAGCACUGUGUCUAGCAGUUUUUGUUGGCACAAUUCAAAAAUGAGGAAAACAGUGUUUCUCUCCUUAAGGAGCCUAAAAAGUUUGGUUGGGGAUGUGAGUAGCCCAAUGGUUCUUUGGCACCAUUUAGAGAGAUUAUGAGGACUGGGAAAAAGGCUAUAAGGCUGCAGCAAUGAAGAUCGAAAGGAAAGAGCAAAUAGGAGAGACACUCAGGAAGUAAAAUUAAUAGGACUCUGGAUGAUGGAAUGGGAAGAACGAAGUAGAGGCUAACAUCCACUUUGCUUGAGCAAGUGAGUAUGUUGGGACGUUCCUCUAAGCCAAGAUUGCGGGAAGGGAGACUGUAGAAGGAAGGUGGUGAAUUUUGUGAAGAAAGACCAUUAGGCUUUUAUAGACUGAGUUUUGAGGUUCCCAGGUUUCCAGUAAACAUUUAUAUUUUGGUCCUCAGGGAAGACUCCAAAACUACAGUUACAGAUAUGAGAUUCAUAAUCAUAGAGAUGCUAGUUAAAGCCAUAGUAAUGAACAGGAUGGCUUAGGAAAGAGUAGGGCAAGAGAAACCUAGUGUACAACUCUAGGAAACAAGAGAUCAGGAAAUAGAACCUAAGAUGACUGUCGCAUCACUCCUAGAGAGCGUGUAUGGUUUUGACUGAUUUAAUGAGGUGGGAGGAUAGUGAGGAGAGUGGAAUAGGAUUCAACAACGACAUGAUUAACAGCAGGAAAACUGCUGCGGUGAGGCGGGGGGUGUUAUUUUCUAUUUACUUUACCAUCCUUCACUCCAUCUUCUCUGGCAUCUUGUAACUAUAUGGUCAUUCUCCAGUUUUUCUUGAAAAUGAGCAUUGGAAAACCUAACUUAAACCAGGCUAAGACGGAGACUUCCAAGUCAUUCACAGCCACCACCACCACUACCUCCACCUCCAGCUUCCUCCUAUCCUCAGGAGAUACUUGUGAAACAAUAAAAUAAACAAACCUAA
Molecule: messenger RNA, 8781 nt
Organism: Capra hircus (goat)
Lineage: Eukaryota; Metazoa; Chordata; Mammalia; Artiodactyla; Bovidae
Gene: AGO1
Product: argonaute 1, RISC catalytic component
Exons: 19
Coding region: 351-2933 (860 amino acids)
Molecular function (GO): protein binding; RNA binding
Source: RefSeq, a predicted model, not a curated record